AUGGACCAUAACGGUCUAUCAGAGAAUUUUUUUCCGAAGAAAAGAGAGCUCCAUAUCGCAGGCUUCUUCCACACGCAUCUCCCUAAACAGGGUGACACUGGUGGCGGGGUUUGCGGCGAACCACGUUCCCUGGCUAGACAGGUUCCUGACGCGAACCAUCAUUGGGGUGAGAAAGAAGAUACUCUACCUGAUACCAGUAAGGCGAGCGAAUCGGGAAAAGCCAAAGGCAAGCCAGAAUGGGAUGGCAAGGAGCAAACCAGUCCCAAAACCCAAAAACACGAAAUAGUUGCUCAGACGGACUUGGAGGCGAACCAAGACUCCGGAGAGACUUUGACACAAAAGGCGACUUCUGGAAAUCGAUAA
Alternaria burnsii is the source of this 363-nucleotide messenger RNA. RefSeq lists its product as uncharacterized. The record is from RefSeq and is a predicted model, not a curated record. NCBI's taxonomy places the organism in Eukaryota, Fungi, Ascomycota, Dothideomycetes, Pleosporales, Pleosporaceae. Bases 1 to 363 code for a protein of 120 amino acids. The transcript has a single exon.